This is a messenger RNA of Ochotona princeps (American pika), 545 nucleotides long. RefSeq names its product GON7 subunit of KEOPS complex (gene GON7). Lineage: Eukaryota; Metazoa; Chordata; Mammalia; Lagomorpha; Ochotonidae. Gene Ontology annotation, cellular component: EKC/KEOPS complex. Bases 4 to 318 code for a protein of 104 amino acids. The record is from RefSeq and is a predicted model, not a curated record. The transcript is spliced from 2 exons.
GCUAUGGAGCUGGUGGCCGAGUACGUCGGGGAGGACGGGCAGCAGCGGAGGUUGCAGGUGCCCUGCGCCGCCGACGCCGACAACGCCGACGCCCUCGAGGGCCUGCUGACCGGCGUGGCGCGCAUGAAGGAGCUGGUCACUGAGCUCCUGGGCCCGCCGGGGCCGCGGGAGGCACACGACCAGCCGGCAGCGGGUGACGACGAGGCCUCGGACGGUGGUGAUGAAGAUGGUGCAGAAGAUGAAAAUCACGUUGAUAACAAAACUAGUGCAGGCGGACGCUCUGCAAAACGGCCCAAGCUGUCGUCAUCCUCACCCUGACAGUAGCUUUGUGACAUUUUAGAAACUGCUUUUGUGUCCAUUAUCAUGACUGAUAUUUAUAAAAGAUGUGGGCUGUGGUUGGAAAAAGUGUUUGUCUCCCAGGAUAAUUUUGCCAAAGAGAAAACUGCUUCUAUUGAAGAAAGGUAAAAUGGGUUGUUUAGAAAUGAAGUUUGUUUUCACAAGUGUGAAAUCCAGGUCAUGGAAAUAAAAUAGAAUACUAAAGUGAA